AUGGAAGCUAAGCAUGGGUACAAGCUUGUUGUGGGUGUGGACUACGGUACCACCUUCACAGAAAUCGCAUAUGUCCUUACAACUCAUGCAGGCGGUCAAGCAGAUAUUGACAGUAUCGAUUUUAUCAAGCAGUGGCCUCCAGAUAUUAUUGGUCAGGCCAAAACCCCAUCCCUAAUUUCAUAUAUGCAGGACGGAGGAGCCCCUCUCUGGGGCUUUGAGGUCACGCAAGAUGUACGAUCAUAUGCCUGGACGAAGCUGCUAUUGGACGCAAACUUUCCAAGUAGCAGCAAGUUCGACGAUACAUUCCUGAAGAUCGCCACUGCUUCAAAGAUUCUGGAGCUGCCUGACCAGAAGGAAGCCGUGGACACUGUGCAAGAUUAUCUUUCUCAGAUCUACACACACAUCCAGAGCUAUAUCUCCGCCGAACUGGAUCUAAGUGGAGUGCCGAUCGAUUUCUGGUUCACGACGCCGGCCAGCUGGUCCGAAGACACGCAGAACCUCAUGCGUCAAGCAAUCCAAGGAGCCGGCUUUGGAAAAAGGCCUCAACAUCGAGUGUGGACCAUACCGGAACCAGAGGCUGCAGCUCUUGCUGUUUUCAGUGACAAAAGGGUCAGUUUCAAGCCUCGUGAUGGAAUUCUGAUCUGUGACUGUGGAGGUGGUACAGUGGAUAUCACAACAUACUAUGUCACAGACGUUGAUCCGACAAUCUCCCUUGAGCAGAUCACCACCGUUAUGGGGGCUAACUGUGGUGGGACUGCUAUUGACAGUCGAUUCUAUGAACUACUGUCCACUAGAGUUGAAGGGGGAUUCGAUUCCCUAUCCCUGAGCGAGAUCCGACCAGGGAGCCGCGCCAUGAAAAAGUUUGAAAGGAUCAAGACUCAUUUCAAUAGUGCAACGAGUCAGUCUUGGCACUUUGAUUUCAACUUGAAUUCCCAGUCUCCCAGCCAAAGACGAGGACGUGUUGUUCUUCAAGCCGAAGAUGUCCGAGACCUAUACGAGCCUGUUCUGAGAAAUAUUUUCGACUUGAUUCUGUCCCAGAUCACUGCUGCAAAUGAGAAGUGUGGACGGCAUGUCAUCAAAAAAGUUGUCUUGGUUGGCGGAUUCAGCGCCUCAUCCUAUCUGCAGGAAAGCCUAGGAUCUGCCCUCAAUCGCAUCGGCAUUUCCGUGCUUAUUCCUGAGAACCCGGAGGAGGCUAUCGCUCGUGGGGCAGCAGUCCAAGGCCUUCGGGGCUACUCUCUUCCGACCUACAAGUGCUGGCGAAAUUACGGCCUCGCAUCGUUUCAAAGUUUCUCCCACCCCAAUGAACCGCAAUUCCUGGGAUAUGGGCCUAGCGCACUAUCGGUGAAUUUGCUCCCCUGUUGGGUGUUACGCAAGGACCAGAACUACCCAAAGGGAUUUCAGUCCACCCAUAGCAUCCAGGUACUUCAUUGGGAGCAUGAUCUUCUUACCAAACCCGUGGAGAUUUAUGAGUCCAAUCUCUCAGAUGCACCAGAGCGGUUUGAAAACUCCGAUGCUCAUUGCAUCGAUUAUAUUCAAUGUCACUUCGAUCACCUUGACCUUGCCUCGUUUCCUCACCGAACCAUCGCCGGACAUACCGUCUAUUACUUGGAGCUUUUGAUCCAGGUAUCUGUGUCAAUGACCGAUCGGGUGAUACAUUUCAGUGCAUUUGCAAAUGGUAAUGUAAUAGGACAAAAGGACCUGGUCAUGGCCCAUGAUUGA
Molecule: messenger RNA, 1719 nt
Organism: Penicillium roqueforti
Lineage: Eukaryota; Fungi; Ascomycota; Eurotiomycetes; Eurotiales; Aspergillaceae
Product: Hsp70 family protein
Exons: 9
Coding region: 1-1719 (572 amino acids)
Molecular function (GO): ATP binding; ATP-dependent protein folding chaperone
Source: RefSeq, a predicted model, not a curated record